Molecule: messenger RNA, 1503 nt
Organism: Trichoderma citrinoviride
Lineage: Eukaryota; Fungi; Ascomycota; Sordariomycetes; Hypocreales; Hypocreaceae
Exons: 3
Coding region: 1-1503 (500 amino acids)
Biological process (GO): lipid homeostasis; nuclear envelope organization
Cellular component (GO): nuclear envelope; nuclear membrane
Source: RefSeq, a predicted model, not a curated record
AUGGAGCGUCGAACCUUUGAAGCCCCCAUGGAAUGGGAGUACCAGAACUCCGGGCCCGUCGAUCUAACCAGCCCGUUUGCGCAGGUGGCCAAGAAAAGAUCAGAAAACUUGUUCAAUUCAUCGCUCAAGCCAUCGACGACGCAGAAUACUCCGUUUUCCGCCUUUGGAACGCCGUCGAAGCCGCCGACGAGGUCGUUCUUCACCCCCCAGCUUGCGCCCCGUGUGGUGGCGCCGCCCUUUCGAAACCCGGCAUUCACGACGCCGAGACAGCUCGACGACGCGGGCACCUCGGAGUCCUCCUUCGCCGAAGCUUCCUUCAGCACGGCCGAAGCCUCCUUCACCACAGCCCUCGAGGGCAGUCCAGCGCGCACCGAUGCCUCUGCGUCUACCAACCAUACCCCCGAGUCGGAGCACAUGAGCGACGCGACGGUAGCCAACAGCCCGACGCCGACCAAGGUCGACAAGAACUCUCGAUACAACAGGGCCUCGCCACGGAGGCAUGCGGCCGGCAGAGGAGAGAUCCGUCCGGUGAGGGAUUCCCCGCGCAAGGAGCUGCAGCUGCUCAGGAAGAGGAAGCGACACAAUCUCGACAAGGACGUUAGCAGUGUGAUGCGACACCUGCCGCGGGACUGGGAGGACGAUGCAUCGGAUUCGGAUAGUAGCACCGUCUCAUACCGAGGCGCAUCACCGAGCAGGAUCGCGCCGCCGCCAUCUUCAUCGCAGCAAAAGAGCCCCCGGAAUCGCGAGGGCUGGUUCGUCUCGCUACUGGGCACAAUGGACCGAUAUCCCGGGGCGCCCGACCACAUCUACAGGUGGCUGCAGCUGGGGCUCAACUGCUUCAUGAUUGGCAUCGUCAUCUUCUGCGCCUGGUCGGUCGUCGAGGCUGUGCGUUCCGACAUUCGCAACGCCAACGAGAUGGCGCGCAUGGAGAUCAUGAGCCGCGUCUCGGAAUGCCAGAACCACUACACCAGCAACGAAUGUACGAAGAGGGACAGGCCGGCGCUGCGUGCGCUGUGUGAUGAGUGGUAUGACUGCAUGACGCAAGAUUCGGAGGCCAUUAUGCGCGUCAAGGUCACCAUCAAGCAGGUUGCGGAGGUGAUUAACGAGUUUGCGGACGCGAUGAACUUCAAGGCAUGGGUCAUGUUUGGCACAAUCGCCGUCUUCAUCAUCUUUUCCAACGUCAUGCUGCAAUGGGGACGAUCCAAGUCUCAGCCGGCUCCUCCCGUGCAUGCAGCCGCCUUCUCGCCCGUUCCCAUGAUGGGCCUCGACGCCACGCCAGCGCACUUUAGGGGGCGGUUCGAGACGCCCAGGUCACAGCGGUACGCCUACCUCGAGGACGAUGUGAUGGACACCGACAUGUCGCCUUCCAGGAGGGCACUGGGGCCGGGCUUCAUGUAUGCGCCCCCAGGUCUGCGCAGCCCAGGCAAGGGAGAGCGACCGCUUAGUCCUAUCAAGUAUCCGAGUCCGGGCAAGGGAUCCGGGGGGUCUCUGCGCUGGCAGUGA